This is a messenger RNA of Cavenderia fasciculata, 1611 nucleotides long. RefSeq lists its product as uncharacterized. The record is from RefSeq and is a predicted model, not a curated record. The coding region runs from base 1 to 1611 and encodes 536 amino acids. NCBI's taxonomy places the organism in Eukaryota, Evosea, Eumycetozoa, Acytosteliales, Cavenderiaceae. The transcript has 3 exons.
AUGAAUAUCAAAGAACAUAGAAAUGGAGAAUGCAAACUAAUUUGGGGAGCAAAUGGUAGAGAUCUCAUACAUAAUGCAGCUAUAUAUGACACUUACCGACAGGUUUCAAUCAUAGAAUCUGGAACCGAACAAUCAACCCUGUUGGAAGCAAUGCUUGUAAACGAUCAAACAUUUACAAACGACAAUCUACCAACUACUUAUAAUCUAAACUCAUAUAUUACUACAUGCUUUGGUGAUGCUGUUGUACUUGUUGCUACUAGUGGGGGACUAGUACGUCCGCCUCCUUCCACCCAUUCAACCUCAACCGAUCAAAAGAAAGAUAUAUUUAGGUACUACUCCUAUUCAAGGUUAUUGCUUCAAUACUCAAAUGUGAUUGUCUUGACCGAGGACAUUCAAAACAUAGAGUCUCUUUUGGAUAGGGCCAUUCACAUGGCCACCGGCUCUGACGUCAAACCCAACCUACUCUUGGUCUUGAAGAAUACUCGCAAUACAGUACCAACGAGCGCAUUACUUGAUGCAGCCAAAGCAAGAGACCAUUUCUUCUCAAAUGAUCAUCAAAAGAAGAAACCAAGUUUAUUUCUUUUGGAUUGUCCAAAUCCAAAGAAAUCAAAUUUAAUUGACUUGUAUGCCUCUGUCAAUGUGGUUUAUGUUCCAUCGACCAUGUGUAACCAACCAGAGACACUAAACCACAUCAAUCACAUCAUACGUACCAACUUGGGUGUCAACAACCGCCGCCACCACAAAAACCGCCGGGACUCUCAAACGGUACUCUUUUCAAUGAAACAAUCGAUGGACAAGUUCUCAAGUGACUACCAUUCAAUUGUUGAUUUGGAUAGAAGCCCAAUCAACAAUGAUUGUAAAUGGUAUUUAAAUACAAUGUUGAAUAUCUUGGUUGCAGAUUAUCAAAAGAAUCUUGAAUCAUUGAUAGACGAGCAAAUUCACGACAAGUUUGAAGCACUUCAACAAAGAAUCAUUUCAUUGGUGGUGGUAUCCUUUACCAAAUACUGUGAAAGAAACAAGAUAGCUAGAUACCACUGGAAUAUCAACGAUUUUGGAGAAAUGUUUACCGAGUUUUUGAAACAGGCAAACAACAGACUCUUACAUAUCGCCCCAUGUCAAUCCGAGAAAGAUUCCAAACUAAAAUGUAAGCUGGUCGAUACCAAUCACUACUGCCACCAAAGUCUCAAGACUAUCUCUUGUCACAAAGAAACCAUUCCGGGUUCAAUCUCUGCCACGCCAACUAAAAGCCAAGAAGCCGUCAAAUGGGAUGGCUAUUACGAGGGACCGAACGGUCUCUCUUUAAAGCCUCACAUCGAAUUGGCCAUGAAUCGAUCAAAUUGUAGGAAUGUCUGGCCAGAUGAAAACAGCCCCUCUCUUUACCGAUGGGUUUGCCACUGUUGUUUUCUUCGAUACCCCUCUGAAGAGAUACCAAGUUGUAAUGGGCAUUACGCCUGUACAUCUUGUUGUGAAGAGACGAAUCCAGUUGGGGUUUGCCCUCUCUGUAGGAAAAAAUCAGAGUGGCAAAAAAGGGUUAUAGCCCCUACCACUAUUAAACCAGAGGCACUCGAUGAUAUCACAGAUGAUGACGAUGAUGAAGAAGAAGAAGAAUAA